CUGAUUAAGUUCUUACAGCUGCAUAUCUAAUACUUAUCUCUUCAAGGACCAGCUCAUUGAUUUUCCUCAAUCCCUCCAUUUUAUUUUGAUAUAUAUAUUUAUUUUAGUUUAGUUUUUAUUUUUUUAAAAUAGGGGCCUUCCCUGUGGGAGGGGCACAUUCCCUGAGUACCCACUAGGUAUCACCCCCCAAAGUAAAACAAAUGUAAAGCAGGGAAUUGAGAUGUGGUAUAUUAAUACGUGGAGAGAUGUAAGUUAAAUCUUUAGUGAUCUUCAAAAUAAAACAAACAGGGCUGGGGAGACAGAUUCACAGACCGGGGAGACCGAUUCAGAGACACGUAUCAAGGGUCCAGGUUUGAUCCCGGCGCCUCAUAUUCGCCCAGGCACCACCAUGAGUGACUCCCAAGCAUGGAGCACCUCUGGGUGUGGCUCCAAACCUAAAUAUUCAUUAAAAAGAAAACAGAUAUGGGGGUUGGAGCGAUAGUACAGUGGGUAGGGCGUUUGCCUUGCAUGCGGCCGACCCGGGUUCAAUUCCCAGCAUGCCAUAUGGUUCCCUGGGCACUGCCAGGAGUAAAUUCUGAGUGCAAAGCCAGGAAUAACCUCUGUGCAUUGCUGGGUGUGGCCCCAAAAGCAAAAAACAAAACAAAACAAAAAACACCUGGCAAUGCUCAGGGCUUACUCCUGGCUCUGCAAUCAGGGAUCAUUCCUGGAGGUACUCAGGGGACCAUCGGGGCCAGGAGUGGAGCUAACAGUGGACUUAAGGUAACAGAAACAGGGUUCUCUAAAGAAUCCCGAAAAUCUAGGGCACAGUCGCAGCAGGAAGUGGUGACAGCAGGGUUGAGGGUACUGUACAACUCUAAGGCCACACUCCAAGGGCAUGGCAGCAUCUCAGUGCCCAACAAGGCCUUUUGACUCCUCUUGAAAAGUCAACACCCCAGGAAUGCGGGCCCUUUUCCAGGGACAAAGAGUUUUUCUCACAACUGCAUCAAAACUCCAUGUUUUCCUUCCUCCCCCCCACUCCAGUAACUGUCCAGUAAACUGCCAGCAAAGGAGGCAAGUCAGAAAGCCUGAAACUAAAAAUCUUCAAGAUCCUCUCCAGAAGGCAAAUGGCACUGUCGGCGCUGGUAUUUGGUUUUAUCUUGCCAUCUCGUGUAUAAAGCUGUCACGGAACCUAAGAAUCCUAGGGGACAGGGGUCACACCUGAGAAUUGCGGGGGAGACACUCCCAAGCCUGCGAGCCGGGUGCACGGCUUGCAUGCCAGUUCAUAUUGUCCCCUCCUCACCCCUGCACGACUUUUUUCCUACUUAGCCACCUAUGAACCAGGCAGGGUUCGAUUAGUGAUUUUUAAUACCACACUUUCUAGGUCUGCUUUGGAUGUGGGUCCCCUCCUGUGCCCCAAGCUUGCUGGGGGCCUGUUAGAAAUAAAGAUUCGCGAAUCGAUCCUUCAGUAAAUGUGGAACAAAAUCAGGCAAGAAGCAAACUCAGUCUGAAUAGGAUGAAGGGAGUCUUCUGACAUGGAAGAUGGGACAACUGCUGAAUUCUAACCUUUCCACCUUCCAGUCUACGGGCGUUGCAGGGCGAGCAAGAAGCCGGCAGGUGGUGCCACAUGACCACGAACGGCAAAACGUGCGCGUCCGUCAGGGAGAGAAGCUGGAGGCGCCCGGACAGCAAAGUCACUCCCGGUACCGAUGCCACCGGCUCUGGCUUAACCUGGGCGGGGGGCGACACGCGUAGACAGAGGAUGGGGUUUGGGAGGGGGAGUAGGGGGUCGCCUCUGCGGCGCUGGCUUCUUUCUUUCUUUCUUUCUUUUUUUUAGGUCAAUGUGAUGGGUAUCUGAAAUCGUCUGUAGCUGGCUUCUCCGACUUCUUGGGGCAGGAAGGCGCCACCGUCUCUGCAGCCGCGGGGACCACGGGGAAGCGGACACCGCGGCGCCGCGCGGGCCGGCGCCCUUGCUCCGCGGACCGGACUCCAGAGCUGCCAGCCCAAGCGCCGGGAUCUACUACUGAGGCCGCCGCCGAGUGCCAGAGCCGCGGGGAAGCCCCUUUCCAUUGGCCGGCGGGCGGGAGGCCCCGCCUCGGUGGGGACGGUUCUGCCCGGUGAUUGGCUCCCGGAGCGCAGCUGGCCACACCCCCGCCCCUAGCACAUACACAAGAGUCACGCGCCUUUCAGUAGGAAACUUGGCGUGCCGAGGAGGACAGCGGCCCUCGUCUCCCCACCCCCUUACCUUGCCAUUGGUCCGCGGUGCCGCUCACGACCACCCCCCCAUCCAAGCCCCCUGGCCGGGAGUCCGGGCGCCCGCCCAUGAUUGGCUGCCCGGCCUGCCUCUCGCGGGAGCGGCUGGCCCUCUCCCCACCCCUCGCCCCCCUCCCGCGAGCCUCGAGGCUCCCAGCUGGCCGAGGCCGCGUCCGUGUCAGUCAGGGAGGCGGACCGCCGGGGCGCGCGGGUGCAGACGCUCCGCCGCGAUCCGGCCCAGGGGCCCGGUGCCCGCGCUCGCGCCGCCGGCGGGGAAGGAUGAAGCGGCAGCUGGAGGAGCCACCCUAUGAUUGGCUGUGGCGCCUGUGAACCCGGAGUAAAGAUGGCGGGCGGGCAGGUAGCCGCCGCACUGCCCACUUGGAAGAUGGCGGCGCGCCGCAGCUCCAGCGCCCGCGGCCGGGGGGUCCUGCGGGCGGCGGGGCGGCUGCUGCCGCUGCUCUUGCUGAGCUGCUGCUGCGGCGCGGGCGGCUGCGCGGCGGCGGCGGGCGAGAGCGAGGAGACGGUGAUCAUCGGGCUGCGGCUGGAGGACACGAACGACGUGUCGUUCAUGGAAGGAGGGGCGCUGCGGGUGAGCGAGCGGACCCGGGUCAAGCUGCGGGUGUACGGGCAGAACAUCAACAACGAGACGUGGUCUCGCAUCGCCUUCACCGAGCACGAGCGGCGGCGCCACAGCCCCGGCGAGCGCGGGCUGGGGGGUCCCGCGCCGCCCGAGCCGGACAGCGGCCCCCAGCGCUGCGGCAUCCGCACUUCAGAUAUCAUCAUCCUGCCCCACAUCAUCCUCAACCGCCGCACUUCGGGCAUCAUUGAGAUCGAGAUCAAACCGCUGCGCAAGAUGGAGAAGAGCAAGUCCUAUUACCUGUGCACGUCGCUGUCCACGCCAGCCCUGGGCGCCGGCGGAGCCGGGGCCGCGGGGGGCGCCGUCGGGGCCAAGGGCGGCUCCGGCGUGGCCGGGCUCCCGCCGCCCCCCUGGGCCGAGACCACCUGGAUUUACCACGACGGCGAGGACACCAAGAUGAUCGUGGGCGAAGAGAAGAAGUUCCUGCUGCCCUUCUGGCUGCAGGUGAUCUUCAUCUCGCUGCUGCUGUGUCUGUCGGGCAUGUUCAGCGGCCUCAACCUGGGGCUCAUGGCCCUGGACCCGAUGGAGCUGCGCAUCGUGCAGAACUGCGGCACGGAGAAGGAGAAGAAUUACGCCAAGCGCAUCGAGCCCGUGCGCCGGCAGGGCAACUACCUGCUGUGCUCGCUGCUGCUGGGCAACGUGCUGGUCAACACCACCCUCACCAUCCUGCUCGACGACAUCGCGGGCUCCGGCCUGGUGGCGGUGGUGGUCUCCACCAUCGGCAUCGUCAUCUUCGGGGAGAUCGUGCCCCAGGCCAUCUGCUCCCGCCACGGCCUGGCGGUCGGGGCCAACACCAUCUUCCUCACCAAGUUUUUCAUGAUGAUGACCUUCCCCGCGUCGUACCCGGUGAGCAAGCUGCUGGACUGCGUCCUGGGGCAGGAGAUCGGCACCGUGUACAACCGGGAGAAGCUGCUGGAGAUGCUGCGGGUGACCGACCCCUACAACGACCUGGUGAAGGAGGAGCUGAACAUCAUCCAAGGGGCGCUGGAGCUCCGCACCAAGACGGUGGAGGACGUGAUGACCCCGCUGCGGGACUGCUUCAUGAUCACCGGCGAGGCCAUCCUGGACUUCAACACCAUGUCGGAGAUCAUGGAGAGCGGCUACACCCGCAUCCCGGUGUUCGAGGGGGAGCGCUCCAACAUCGUGGACCUUCUCUUUGUCAAAGACCUCGCCUUCGUGGAUCCCGACGACUGCACGCCCCUGAAGACCAUCACGAAAUUUUACAACCACCCCUUGCACUUCGUGUUCAACGACACCAAGCUGGACGCGAUGCUGGAGGAAUUUAAGAAAGGUAAAUCGCACCUGGCCAUUGUGCAGCGAGUCAACAACGAGGGGGAGGGCGAUCCCUUCUACGAAGUUCUGGGCAUCGUCACCUUAGAAGACGUCAUCGAAGAGAUCAUCAAGUCCGAGAUUCUGGACGAGACGGAUCUGUACACGGAUAACAGAACGAAAAAGAAAGUGGCCCACCGCGAGAGGAAGCAGGACUUUUCUGCCUUCAAGCAGACAGACAGCGAGAUGAAGGUUAAGAUCUCACCCCAGCUUCUCCUGGCCAUGCACCGUUUCCUGGCAACAGAAGUAGAAGCAUUUAGCCCAUCCCAGAUGUCAGAGAAGAUUCUCCUAAGGCUGCUAAAGCACCCCAAUGUCAUCCAGGAACUGAAGUACGACGAGAAGAACAAGAAGGCCCCCGAGUACUACCUCUACCAGCGCAACAAGCCUGUAGACUACUUCGUGCUCAUUCUGCAGGGCAAGGUGGAGGUGGAGGCCGGGAAGGAAGGCAUGAAGUUCGAAGCCAGCGCGUUCUCCUACUACGGCGUCAUGGCCCUCACCGCCUCCCCAGGUGAGAACAAGUCCCCCCCGCGCCCCUGCGGUCUGAAUCACUCGGACUCGCUGAGCAGAAGUGACCGGAUCGACGCCGUCACGCCCACCCUGGGGAGCAGCAACAACCAGCUCAACUCCUUCCUGCAGGUCUACAUCCCCGACUACUCGGUGCGCGCCCUGUCCGACCUCCAGUUCGUCAAGAUCUCCAGGCAGCAAUACCAAAACGCCCUGAUGGCCUCCCGGAUGGACAAAACCCCGCAGUCCUCGGACAGUGAAAACGCGAAAAUCGAAUUGACUCUUACGGACCUGCACGACGGGUUGCCGGACGAGACGGCCAACCUGCUCACCGAACAGAACUGCGUGCCUCUGGGCAAGGCCAACCACAGCCUGCACGGCGAGGGCGCCAUCUAGCGGCCGCGCUGCGCCCCGCACCCUCCUGACACCAAAGACUGUCCCCUCCCCGGAGCGGCCCAGGACGGCGCGGGGGUCCGGGGGUCCGCCAGGCCCGGCGCGGCCUCCCUCCAGCCCCGAGGAACUUCUUCCGCCCAAAUAGAAUCAUGUUUUAUUUUUUCAGCUCUACCUUUGAUCAUUACUCACUCUCUUCAUUCAAUUUGCAUGAAGUUGGAAAUUGUUACGAUUUAUUUUUUUUUUUCUCCCCCACCCCAAAGAGAUCAUGUUUUUUUGGUUUUGUGUUUGGUUUUUUGUUUUGGUUUUUUUUUUUUUAAAAAAAAAAAGCGUCUGUUGCAGAGUUCCGAGUGGUUCUGUCGGAACUCUGCUGUGACCCCCCCCCCAUGAUGUGACCCCAUCACUCUGGAGGAUGGACCCGUGGCGGCCCGCCUGGGUUCCCCGCACCCCAGGGAGGGGCCCCCUGCCUGGAGGGGGGCGCUGGGGGCGGGGGCGCUGCGGGUCUUGAAGGAUGAUCGUGAACAGUGUUAGUGCGGCCUGCCGAGCCCACCCCCCCACCCCCACCCCCGCCACUCUGGCCCCUGUGUCCAGAUGCGAAUGUUUGAGUGUGUCCCACCCCUCGGAAAGGUUUCUGUGCUUGGAAAUGUGAUUUUGUUCCCACUCUAAGGACUUUUUAUCACCCAAAUGAAUGUUAAUGAAUUUUAAACCCAUGGUUCGUCAUUGGCAAGAGGCCAGGUACCGUCAUCUGCCGCUCCCACCGUCUGUCCCCCACUUUCUACUCCUCGUUGACCCCAGAUGCUGCUACCGAGCUGCGAGACAGAGACCGGAGACCCUCCUCAGGGCAGCCCCCAGGCCAGCCUGCCCCCUCCCGCCGGGCGCUGUGCUCGUCAGGCAGCGGGGGCUCUUCAGCCCGGCUGCUGCCCAGACAGGGGCCACCCGUGGGGCCCCAACAGGGAUCAGGUCCCGCUGCAGGACCAGGCACCUGCCCGCGCGUCUGAUUCCACUGCCAGUUCGCAUCGGGCACCAGCAGGGCCAGUGCCACAGCCUGCGUGGGGGUGCCCGAGCGGGGAUGCCCGACCCCUAGUGCCAGGGGAAGAAGAGGGUCUCCCCUCUCAGAGGGGCCCCUGCUUCCCCCCGCCCCCACCCAGCGAGGGACGACCCUGCCCCGCAGUGUGGCGUUGUCCCCUGGGGCCUUGUCCACUGUUUCCUCCGGAGCCCCGUCCUCGGGGGUCUUCAGGCAGGGCCAUGCCCCUUUGUGAGGGCUUGAGACCCCUGCGCCCUCAGCACUCUGUUGCAGAAGGGAUCGGCUGAGCGGGGUCUCUCUGUUCAGAGGCGGUGGCAGAGCGCACGGCGGAGGCGGGGACGGGAACCUGCUGGCAGGAGUGCAGGGGUGCGGGCUCGCCGGGCGGGAGGCCCCAGUGUCGCCCGAAUUCUUGCCCCGACACAUCUUACCUUCCCGGCCUGGCCUGGCUGCCUCGACCUUCAGGCUGCUCGGCCUGUCAGCCUCUGCGAGAAGGCGCGUGUGAUUGGAGGGGGUGCAGGGCCCCCCUCAGCGCCCCCUCAGAGCCCCGCGGCCCUCUGCGAGCUCUCGCGGGCCCGGAGCCGGCUCCUGUGCCGCCCGGGGACCCAGCCCGGCCUCCCCAGCGUCUGCUCAUUAUCUCCCAUUAACCACGCUUUGCCCUAGCAAGGGAUCCAGAAUAAUUCCCACCUGGGCUGCCGGGAGUUGGCUGGGGCUCUGCGUGGCGGGACCCUGGGGGUCCUUGGGUGUUCACGCUUCCCCUUGGGCCCCGCUCGAGCCCACCUGAGGCUACCGCAGAAGUGUGGGCUUGUUUGUUGCUUCCAAGGCCCGCAAGCGCCUGUCUGUGCAGCAGACGGGCGUCUGUCUGGAAAAGAAGGCCUGUGAGCCGGGGAGAGCCUUCUGCUCCCCACCCCUGCCAGCCCCCCAGCUGUAAGCAUGGUGGCCGUCGAAGGGGGCAGGGGUCUCACUGUCCUUCACACUGGCCCCUGCUCUCCCCCAGGCCCUGCUCUGGGCUGCCACUCUGGCAUCAAAAGUUCCCACGAGUUCCAGACGUCCUCAGAUUGUCUGCUGGUCUUUGAUGGACAGGCCCUUCCUGCCGCUCCAAGCCUCUCCCUUUGUUCCCUCGGGCUACAAUAGCAAGUACUUAAACUCCCAGGAAACCAGAACCUGGCGAUGUACGUGGGUAAUUGGGUGCUAAUCGACUCGCUUGGUUCUUUUGACUGCCAGAGGGUUGCCUCCCUGAGCACUGCUCUUCCCUCCCCUUCCCCAGGCCUCUGAGAGGGGCUCACAGGGCCUCGAACCCCCUUCCAGGGUUAUUCAAGGAGCUGCCGUGUGAGCCGUGCCUGGGGCCCGCACACGUCCAGGCGUGUAUUUAUCGGCUGUGCCAGGGGCAGCGUUUCCAAGUCUGGGAGUCAGUGGUGGAGACAAGAGUCACAUUUUCCCCAGGAAGGGGAGCCAUGGAAAUCUGGACCCAGCAGGGAUCAUAAGUGGCCCCUGGUGACAUCACCAGGUCAGAGAGAUCCCUAGGAACAGCCAGCAGGGUGGGCCCAGGAGACCAGGACUGAGCCCCAGACAGACCCCCCACGGCCGGUACUCGCCUCAUGCUGGGGUUUGCGGCAGCUGGCCGGGUCAGACAGGUGCUGGUGCUGGCGUCCCCGGCCCUGGGCUAGUGAGAUGCGCUUCUGGCCAGCAGGGUGUCUAGGUGAGCUGGAGGUUGGCCCGGGAAUUGAAAGGAAGUCAGCUGAACGUGCGCAAGAUUGGGGACCCCAGAAGUUCCUGGGUGGGUUUUGUCAGUGAGCUGCCUGCUCAGUGGCAUUAAACCUCAGGGCCAGUUGUAACUCUCCGUCCUCCCAUUUCUGUCCCGUUCAAGUGGGCUGAUCAGAGAGCCGAGUCCAGAGAAUUCUGGGAGGGACAUUUGCCCCAGGUGGGGGAGGGGCACCCUGGGGUCCCGUUUGCUGAUACACCGUCUCCCCCUCCCUCUCGCCGACGGGGGCCUCUCUUUCCUAGCACUUGCUUCCAUCCCUGCUGAUCAUUCCAGCGUCUCUGGGCUGUCCUGAGGAGGGCACAGUCGGGGGUGGGUCACAGCCACAGUCACACUCAAGCCACUUUGCUUCCCCUACCCCAGGCCUGGGACGUGUUUGCUGCAUAGACCUUUGUCAUUGGCUUAGCCGACAAGCUUUGUCUCCGCACGUUGGAACUGUGUCUGCACUGUCUCUAGACGGGAAACACCAGCCUGCACUUGGGUGUGUGUGUGUGUGUGUGUGUGUGUGUGUGUAGCAACAGAGAUAUGAUCUAGAGUGUGUAGCAACAGAGAUAUGAUCUAGGGUGUGUGUGUGUGUGUGUGUGUGUGUGUAUUUGGAGCAAUAGAAACAUGAUUUAGGGUUCUAGGGUGUGUGUGUGUGUGUGUGUGUGUGUGUGUGUGUGUGUGUGUGUGUGUGUGUGUGUGUGUGUGAAGCAACAGAAAUAUGAUCUAGGGUGUGUGUGUGUGUGCGUGUGUGCGCGCGCCCGCAGACCCCAUGCCACAGGUAGACUUGAGGAGACGUCCAGAGUUGGAGUUCCAUGGGCGACUGGAGCAAACCCAGAGGACGGGGACGGUUGUCUUGCUCCACUCUGGCCUCCACAGCUGCCCACACAGCACCAGUGUGGCUUCGCUUGGAAAGUGAUGGCGGGAGGGGGAGGGGAGAGUUUCAGGCUCACUCACGUCCCCGGGUGCAGAGACCGGGCAGGGGGGUGGGGCAGAGGCCGGAGCCCGUGUGUCUGCGGGUGGCCGUGCAGGGGUUGCCGGUCUGCCCCCAGGGCCCUGUGCACCCACCGCCCGUGUAUAUGCUUCGUUUUGUAUUAUUUAUUAUGUACAUACGCCUCCGUUCGUCCCGCGUGACUGAGAGCCGGUCUGGGGCCUUCCUUAGGGAGCCGAGGGUGGGAACGGCGGCGGUGACAACCUGAGUUUGGGACAACGGCGGAGGCGACUCCCCGGCCCUGGGUGCCUCUGUGAAGUACCUGAGGGGGGUCCUGGUGACUUCAUGGGGCCGAGCCCGCCCUCCCCGCCCGCCACCCUUCCCUCCGGGGAUGGGAGGAGCUGCUCGGAUCGGGGCUGCCGGGCCCCUGGGCUCCCCCUCUCACGCCUUUCCUGGUUUCCGAGGCCCAGGCCAGCUCUGCCGGCCCCCCGGGAGGCCCUGUUGGUGUGCAGUGUUCUGUCCCCAGCCUCUCCUCGCUGUAUCAUAGUGUACAGUCCACGACCCCAGCCGUGUUCUCCGAACGCAGCACUCGGUGUACAUAAGCCCGGACAAGCACAAACGCCGUGUAUAGGUUUCCUGAGCUGAUUGUCAUAAUGAAUGCAUUUUAUAAUUCAAAUGAUGUAGAUUUACAAUCUUUCCUAUUUAUUUUGUACCAAUUUAUUUGUAAAUUUUGUGAUUGUUUUAAAAGGUUUUUGUUGCCUUCUAUUUAGAUAAAUGAUUUCCGUUCACUCUUCUA
This is a messenger RNA of Sorex araneus (European shrew), 9578 nucleotides long. RefSeq names its product cyclin and CBS domain divalent metal cation transport mediator 2 (gene CNNM2). NCBI's taxonomy places the organism in Eukaryota, Metazoa, Chordata, Mammalia, Eulipotyphla, Soricidae. Bases 2537 to 5095 code for a protein of 852 amino acids. Gene Ontology annotation, cellular component: plasma membrane. Gene Ontology annotation, molecular function: magnesium ion transmembrane transporter activity. The record is from RefSeq and is a predicted model, not a curated record. The transcript is spliced from 7 exons. Gene Ontology annotation, biological process: transport; magnesium ion homeostasis.